AUGGCCGAGGAAUCGGCGGAGCAGAAGCGAUUUGCCGAUUUGGUGUUUCAAUGCUCGGAAUCGUCGUCGAGUGCGGUUGAAGCUAUGGAACGGCUUCUAGGCAACUUGAAGGAGACCAAAAAUGACAAAGAGGGUCUCAGCCUGUUGAAGGUGAAAAACUACGAGAUGGUGGCGUAUCUCAGCGAGCUGACAGUGCUAAUGUCGAAAAUGAUGAAAGGCGACUCGAUAAUCGGCGAGUCGGCGUUGAAACGAGCGCUCAAACAUCGAGUGAUUUUGGAGAAAAUGCGACCGAUUGAGGACAAAAUGAAGCCGCAAAUCGAGAAAUUGUUGUCGAAGAAGAAGGAUGGAAGCAAAGGGGCUUUGCGAGUUCGAUUGGAGAACAUGGAUGUGAAUGAUGAUGAUGAGGAUGAGGAGGAGGAGGAGGAAGACGGGGAGAAGAAGGCGGUUGGAAAAGAACCGAAGAAAUAUGUUGCUCCGAAAAUUCGCGCGGUUCACUAUGAUGAAGAGGAUGAAGCUCCCGACAAGAAGUUGGAGAAGGCGAAACGACGAGCGAUGCAAAGCAGCUUAAUCAUGGAGCUCAAGAAUCAGUACAGCGAGGCUCCGGAAGAGAUUCGGGAAGUCAGCGAACGCAAAUAUCAAUUUGAUAGGGAGCGUGAGAAAUAUGAGGAAGAGCACUUCACGAGAAUUCGUCUAAAUAAAGAGCAGAGGCGGAAAAGCGAGAAACUCGGUCGUCACGAGACCCUCGAUGAUCUACUCAAUUUUGGCGAUUAUAUGAUGAGAGGCGAGGACGGUCGAUCGAUGAGCGAGAACUUGAAACGAAAACGGCUUUCCAGUGGUGCCGGCGAGACGAAGCGUCGAAAGAAGACGCAGAAGGAGCGAAAGAAGGCGCAGAGGAGUAAAAAAGAGGGAAAGGUACGAUUGACGAUGGGCGGUGGAAAAUAUGAAACGCAAUUGUGUCUGGCGAUCAUUGACGAUUUGUUUGGAAAGAUUGUUGCCAGAGUUGCCGAGACGUUGAUGAAAGAGAGCUCGCAUUUUAUGGUGUUGGCGUUCAAACUCAAAGGGCGAAUUUCACCGACGCUGAUUCGCAAAUCGCUGGCCACACUCAUCAAUUUUGGAUUUGUGAAAUUCGCGCUCGACGGAAAUAGGACGCUCUACACGGUGGACACCGAGCAGAUUUUGCAUGUGAUUACAGCGCCGAGAGCUUGCCUGAUAGCGAAGACAUUGUUCGGCACGAUCGCCGAGGCGAUUUGCGAGGAGUUGUUCGCCGCCGGAAAAGCGACGUGUUCGACGAUCAUUCGAAAAGUGUUGGCUCGCGAGGAGACGGCGAACGUCGACGAGAUUCGCGCGGAGUUCGCGAAACUCGCCGGCUCGCAAUUCAUUAUUCGUUUGGCGCCGAUUGCCGCCGACGUGCACGGAUGUCCGCAAUUUGAGAACCUCUACGAUCAGUUCGCCGUGCCCGACAACGUGUUGGGCAAAACGUCGAUUGAAGCUGCCGUUGAGGCUGGAAAACGAAAGAGGAAAGAGGAGGACGAGGGGAGUUUGGACGGCGACCACGGAUUAUAUUGGCGGAUCAAUUGGAAUCGUGUCGACGCCUAUUUGAGAGACGAAAUGAUAUUGGAAUAUCUUGUGGGAAACGCUACAACGACGGAAGAUCGCAUCCAUCAGAUGACGUGCAAUGUGGCGAAACUGAUGCUCAAAUGCGAUGAAGUGCGAUCAUCGGCGCUGAAGCCGCCAACCCUUAGGGAUAUUGCUGCACAGGUGUAUGAUAUUUUGCGAAUUGCCAAAGAGACGGGCGUCGAGCUGACGAAGCCGGACGUCGAGAUUGCCCUUCAAAUCCUAUGCGAUGAAUCCGACGGUGUUGUGAGAAAAGUUGGCGAAAGCGCCGGCGGACUCUACAUUAUUGACGUCAAACGCGCAAUCACCAUGAUUUGUCGAGGGCACUGCGAGUCGUUGAUUCGCGAGCAGUUUGAGGGACGAGCUAUAAGAAUAAUGCGACUGCUCGAAACACGACAUUUUCUUGAUGAGGAGCAGGUCGAGAAGCAGAGUAUGAUGAGCGCGAAAGAGGCACGAGAGAUGUUGUACGCGCUUGUCGAAGAGGGCUACGUGUUCACGAAGGCGGUCGGACGGAGCAACGAUUUUCAGCCGGCGCGAACAUUCUAUUUGUAUCAUGUCGAUUUGCAUCGAACGGUUCGCGGUUUGGUUGAGUAUACGUGCAAGCUUAUUCGGAAUCUCAUUCUUCGAAACGCGUUCGAGCGAAAAGAGAAUCGGCAUCUUCUCGAGAAGGACGCGACGGUUGGACCGAUUGUUGACGGAAUUCGAGCGAAUGAGGAGCUUGAUGAGGCCUCGAAGCAGGCGCAGAUAGCCGAAGUCCAAGAAAUGUACUUGCCGGGGCCGGAUCGCGCGCAACUCGCCAAAUAUCGACAGGCGGAAGCGACACUUUUGGCGUCGCAAGAUCGAGCGUCGAGAGUUUUGCUCAGUUUUAAGCUUUUUCUUCAGACGGCAAUGAAGCCCGUUUGA
Caenorhabditis bovis is the source of this 2517-nucleotide messenger RNA. NCBI's taxonomy places the organism in Eukaryota, Metazoa, Nematoda, Chromadorea, Rhabditida, Rhabditidae. The record is from the annotation of a GenBank genome assembly.